This is a messenger RNA of Cynara cardunculus var. scolymus (artichoke), 1261 nucleotides long. Its product is annotated as protein DMR6-LIKE OXYGENASE 2-like. The transcript has 4 exons. The coding region runs from base 65 to 1141 and encodes 358 amino acids. The record is from RefSeq and is a predicted model, not a curated record. NCBI's taxonomy places the organism in Eukaryota, Viridiplantae, Streptophyta, Magnoliopsida, Asterales, Asteraceae.
UUUUUUGGGUGUAUAAAUUUGCUGGUUUUUAUGUCACAACCAACUUUGUGUGGAUCAUUUGAAGAUGAACUCAGUUAAAGCAUUAGCCGAAUCACCUGAUCUCAACUCCAUCCCUUCUCUUUACGCCUACUCCAAAAACGCUACUGAUUCCCCUGCUUCGGAUCCUCAAGAUCCAAUCCCCACCAUUGAUUUUUCCUUACUCACCUCCGCUGAUCCUGAUCAACGGUCCCAAGUUAUCCAGGAGCUCGAUAAAGCCUGCAAAGAUUGGGGCUUUUUUCAGGUGAUUAAUCAUGGUGUGCCCGAGAGUUUGAUGAAGAUGGUUAUGGAAAAAGCCGGUGAAUUUUUCAAUUUGACAGGGGAAGAGAAGCAAGAUUUCCAGGAAAAGGAUGUUCUUGAUCCAAUCAGGUAUGGAACAAGCUUCAAUUCUAAGAAGGAUAAGGUCUUCUGUUGGAGGGACUUUCUCAAGGUUAUCGUACACCCAGAGUUUCACUCUCCGAACACGCCCUUAGGUUUCAGGUUUGACAUCAAAAGUCAAAGGUUGAAGGGUUUAACAUGUGAUUGCAGUGAGGUUCUAUUGGAGUACUCUAAUAGAACAAGAGAAGUGGUAAGGGGUUUGCUUAGCGGGAUAUCGACGAGCCUUGGACUCGACCAAUCGUACGUCGAAAAAGCGUUGAAAUUGGAAUCCGGUUUACAAAUAUGUAUCGCCAAUCUUUACCCUCCAUGCCCACAACCAGAAGUUGCAAUCGGGCUUCCGCCUCAUUCUGACCAUGGCCUCUUGACGCUCGUGAUCAACAACGGUGUUAGCGGACUUCAAAUCAAGCACGACGGCAAAUGGAUCGAUGUGAAAGAUACUCUUCCCAACUCGUUUCUAGUCAACACCGCGGACCAGCUUGAGAUUUUCAGCAACGGGAAGUACAAGAGUGUGGAGCAUCGUGCGGUGGUGAAUGAUGUAGUGACGAGGAUAUCGGUGGUUGUAGCGAACGGGCCGGCACUGGAUGCGGUGGUGAGACCGGCGGAUAAGUUGGUGGACGAAGAAAGGCGGCCGGUGGCAUAUAUCCCGAUGAAGUACGAAGAGUAUUUGAAAAUGCAACAAGGCAACCAAAUCAACGGGAAAACUUGUUUGGACAGGGUUCGGGUAUGAGGAGGAACCCGAAUGUUUCCUUGAUCAGUUGGUGCAUGCUCCUGAAUCAGUAUUUGGUUAAGAAUCAGUCUCUAAAUUAUUAAGAGGUGAAUCUUAUUUGACAAAUAAAAAGUCUGUCUU